GAAGUCAUCAGUGAGGAUUUACGACUGGUCAACAAAGGCACGUGAUUCCCGAACGCUCUCCCAUAUUUGGCCGCAUACCUGGCAAAGUACAGUAGGGCUUCAUUGCUUAUAAUUCAUGAUUGCAUCCAUAAAUCGUGCAAGCACACAGGAUUAUAGCGACAAAGAUCUACAAAUCGAGGCUUUAAAAAUCCAAGCAAAUGAGCUCUUACUUUGUAAACUCGUUCUCAGGGCGCUAUCCAAAUGGCUCCGACUAUCAGUUACUAAAUUAUGGGACUAACGGCGCUGUGAACGGUUCCUUCAGAGACCCUGGCACCAUGCACUCCGGGUCUUUCGGCUACAACUACAAUGGCAUGGACCUAACCGUGAACCGCACCAACACCGGCAGCCACUUCGGGGCCGUGAGAGAGGAUGCCCGGGGAUUCGCGCCAGACGCCCGGUACAGACAGACACCCAACUGCUCGCUCUCAUCUCCAGAUCCGGUGCCGCCGUCGUGCGCCACGGCCAGCCGGGAGCAGCUGGAACUAAAAAGCCCCUCUCCUCCCUCUGACCGGAGCACGACCUCGAGCGGCAACAAUCUCAACAAAAGCAACAGCGCUCAUUUCACGGAGAUAGAGGACGCCACCGUCGCCUCCGAGACCGAGGAAGGCGCACACAGCAGCGGCGGCUCCAGCACGGCACCACGGGCGCAGCAGCAGCAGCAGCAGCACCAGGACCCCAACGCCACCUCCUCCACUCCCACAUCAAACGAUUGCCAGUCGCCACAGAUAUUCCCCUGGAUGCGGAAACUGCACAUCAGCCACGAUAUGACUGGACCUGAUGGGAAAAGGGCCCGAACUGCGUACACCCGCUACCAGACGCUAGAGCUGGAGAAAGAGUUUCACUUCAAUAGGUACCUAACCAGACGGCGGAGGAUAGAGAUAGCCCACGCCCUGUGUCUUUCCGAAAGACAGAUCAAAAUCUGGUUUCAGAACCGCAGGAUGAAGUGGAAGAAGGACAAUAAACUGAAAAGUAUGAGUCUUGUAACAGGAGGCAGCGCCUUCCACAACUGAAUAACUUUUGGGGGAAGAGUAAAAUAAUAAUAAUAAUAAU
Molecule: messenger RNA, 1089 nt
Organism: Siniperca chuatsi (mandarin fish)
Lineage: Eukaryota; Metazoa; Chordata; Actinopteri; Centrarchiformes; Sinipercidae
Gene: hoxb5b
Product: homeobox B5b
Exons: 2
Coding region: 198-1049 (283 amino acids)
Biological process (GO): regulation of transcription by RNA polymerase II; anterior/posterior pattern specification
Cellular component (GO): nucleus
Molecular function (GO): RNA polymerase II cis-regulatory region sequence-specific DNA binding; DNA-binding transcription factor activity, RNA polymerase II-specific
Source: RefSeq, a predicted model, not a curated record